Suncus etruscus (white-toothed pygmy shrew) is the source of this 1924-nucleotide messenger RNA. It is a transcript of the gene GTF3C5, whose product is annotated as general transcription factor IIIC subunit 5. Bases 55 to 1623 code for a protein of 522 amino acids. The transcript is spliced from 11 exons. The record is from RefSeq and is a predicted model, not a curated record. Gene Ontology annotation, cellular component: transcription factor TFIIIC complex. Gene Ontology annotation, biological process: transcription initiation at RNA polymerase III promoter. Lineage: Eukaryota; Metazoa; Chordata; Mammalia; Eulipotyphla; Soricidae.
CAUCGCGGGCCCGGACUGUCAGUCCCCGGAGCCCCGAGAUCCGAUCGUCCCGGGAUGGCGGGCGCGGCGGGGCGCAAGGCCGUGCCCGUGGAGCUGCGGCGCGAGCGGCGCCUGGUGUGCGUGGAGUACCCGGGCCGGGUGCGCGAUGCGGCCAAGAUGCUGUGCACGCUGGGCGGCGAGGGCGCCGUGUCCCGGAUCUACGCAGACCCCUCAAAGAGGCUGGAGCUGUAUUUCCGGCCCCAAGACCCCUACUGCCACCCCUUAUGUGCCAACCGCUUUAGCACCAGCAGCCUCCUGCUCCGUGUCCGUAAGAAGGUCCGGCAGCAGAGGGCAGCGCCCGGCCCUGGCACCCAGCCCGAGGUGGCAUUUGACAUGGAGAUACUUGGCAUUGUCUCCACCAUCUACAAGUUCCAAGGCAUGUCUGAUUUCCAGUACCUGGCCGUGCAUACUCAGCCAGACGGCACCCUGAUGUCGCUGUACAACAAGAUCCUGCUGGAGAAGCCAGAGCAGGAGGAGUUUUUCCACCAGGACCUGCCGCUCUUCAUCCCGCCCCCCAUCUUCUCCCGCCUCGACACCCCCGUGGAUUACUUUUACCGGCCUGAGACGCACCACCGGGAAGGCUACAACAACCCCACUGUGUCGGGUGAGAACCUGAUCGGCCUGAGCAGGGCCCGUCGCCCCCAUAAUGCCAUCUUCGUCAACUUCGAGGAUGAAGAGGUGCCGGCGCAGCCACUGGAGGCCGCCGAAAACACGUGGAGGCGGGUGUGUGCCAACCCGGUGGACCGCCAGACAGAGGAAGAGCUGCGGAAGCUCUUUGACAUUCGCCCCGUCUGGUCCCGAAAUGCCGUCAAAGCCAACCUUAACAUCCACCCAGACAAGCUCAAGGUUCUGUUGCCCUACGUGGCCUAUUACAUGAUAACGGGUCCCUGGAGGAGCCUGUGGAUCCGCUUCGGGUACGACCCCCGGAAGGACCCCGCUGCCAAGAUGUACCAGGUCCUGGACUUCCGGAUCCGGUGUGGGAUGAAAUACGGCUACACCCCCAGUGAGCUGCCGGUGAAGGCCAAGCGCAGCACGUGCAACUACAGCCUCCCCAUCACGGUGAAGAAACCUGCCAGCCAGUUGAUCACUGUGCAGGACCUGAAGCACGGCCUGGGCACCUCAGGGACUUCCGGAGCCCAAAAACCUGCCUCCACCAAGUACAAGCUCAAGGACUCAGUCUACAUCUUCCGGGAUGGGGCCCUGCCACCCUAUCGACAGAUGUUCUACCAGCUGUGUGACCUUAACGUGGAAGAGCUACAGAGAAUCAUCCGCCGCAAUGACGGCACGGAGACCCUCUGCACCGAGCGGGACGGCUGGUGCCUCCCCAAGACGGGCGAUGACCUGCGGGAUGCCAUGUCUCUCAUGAUCCGCCACACCAUCCGGUCCCAGAGGCCAGCCCUCUUCUCCAGCUCCACCAAAGCUGAGGACAGCAGUGAGCAGCUGACCUAUGAGUGUGGGGAGGACCAGGACCGGGAGGACGAGGAGGACGAAGAGGAGGAGGACGGGAGUGACAAGGAAGAUGGGAGCGACAAGGAGGAUGCGAGUGACAACGAGAUGGUGACAGAGCUGCUGGACUACGUGUGACUUGUGCAUGUGCUCAGGGUGACAUGGGACAGCUCCCCACAGUCUGUCCCUGAAGUGUCAUCUGACUCAUGGCCUCAAGAGGUCAGGCCUCCAGGGUACCCCCAGGGCACACCCAGGCCUCCCCAUGACUGAGAACCUGGACAGUCGGGAGCCGGGCCUGGUCACAAAGCGGUGCUGGCCCAGGGUGAGGGUGUUUUUUUUUUUUUUCCUUAGUUUUUAUAAUAAAAGUUUUUCAUAAUACAGUCAUUUCAGGCAUUUCGUGUUCCAACCCCAAUCAAAGCACCAGUGUGUGACCUUCCCU